GGCUGACCCGGGAGCAGGAAGUACCGGCGGCUCCUCCCUUUGCCCUCCCGCUCCCCUCCUCCUCCUCGCCCAUGUCCAUUCCAAGAUGGCCGGGAUCCCUUUGUAUUUUGUGGAUUUGCAGGAUGACUUAGAUGAUUUUGGGUUUGAAGAUUAUGGACCAGACUGUGAUAGCAUGAGGAUAACGGCAUUCUUGGAUAUUCCUGGACAGGAUAACUUAAGUCCACUGGCUCGUCUAGAAAAAUAUGCCUUCAGUGAUAACAUAUUUAACAGGCAGAUUAUUGCCAGAGGUCUUUUGGAUGUCUUUCGAGAUUUCAGUAAUAAUGAAGAAGACUUCCUGACUGUAAUGGAAAUAGUGGUCAGGCUCUCUGAAGAUGCAGAACCAACUGUACGUACAGAGCUGAUGGAACAAAUACCUCCUAUUGCCAUCUUUCUGCAAGAAAGUCGACCAAAAUUCCCAACAGCAUUUUUUGAAUACCUUAUGCCCAUAGUAGUGAGAUACCUCACGGAUGUUAACAAUCAGGUUAGAAAGGCAGGUCAAGAAGCACUGCUUAUACUGCUAGAACAAGAUCUUGUUGCUCAGAGUGACAUUGAAAAUAAGGUGUGUCCGAUUCUGUUGGACCUCUCUGCUCCUGACAGUGAUGAUGAGUACAAGGUGGAAGCUGUGAAUAUAAUCUGUAAAAUGGCUUCUAUGUUGAGCAGAACAACAGUUGAGCACCUGCUACUUCCUCGUUUUUGUGAACUGUGCAGCGAUGGGAAAUUGUUUCAAGUCCGGAAGAUUUGUGCAGCAAAUUUUGGUGACAUUUGUAAUGCAGUUGGGCAAGAAGCCACGGAAAGACUGCUGAUUCCCAAGUUCUUUGAACUCUGUUCUGAUAGUGUUUGGGGAAUGAGGAAAGCUUGUGCUGAAUGCUUUAUGGCAGUGUCUUACACCACAUCCCCAGAAGUUCGCAGAAGCAAACUAUCUCCGCUGUUUAUCAGUCUUAUUAGUGACACUUGCAGAUGGGUUCGUCAGGCUGCUUUUCAGUCUCUUGGCCCGUUUAUUUCUACCUUUGCAAACCCUUCAAGUGCUGGUCUUUACAUUCGAGAAGAUGGGACACUGAGUAUCCGGCCAUCAACACAAGAUGUGAAUUCCAACUCCUGUCAGCCAAACAACAAUAUAAAUUUAAUGUCCUCUAGUACAAAUGCUAUGCUGUCCAGUUCAGAACAACCAAUGGAAAUCAAACCAGAACCAUCAACUGAGGAGUCUUCAGCUGAAGUUAAUACAAAGCUCUUGGUUGAGAAUCUAAAUAAAGAUACACAAGCAGAAAGUUCAGAUUGUUGUACCAAUCCUGGAGAAGAUGUUUCUCAAUUGUCUCAGGGCGACAAAGUUGCUGCUGGUGUGCUAGAGGUCACUAAGGACAGCAGUUUUCCUGGAAUGAACUCAAGGCUACAGUCUGCUGAGGACAUAUUUAAUACUUUCCUCUACUGGCGCCCUCCUCUGCCUGAUAUAAGUCAGGAUCUGGAGUUACUUCAGUUCAAGACUGAAAAGCACAAGGAUAGCUGCUCUGUGCCGUGUAAUAACUGUGUUGCUAGUAGUGAAAUAAAAAAAGUUCUAGAAAGCUUACAGGAGCACAUAGAUGAUCCAGAUGUUCAAGCUCAGGUCCAAGUGUUGUCUGCCGCUCUCAGAGCUGCUCAGUUUGAUUCUGUUGGUGACUAUGAGACCAAAAAAACUGAAGAAAGCAGUGGUGAACUUCAGAACAAAACUAUUUCAGAUGAAACAGCUGUUUCAAAUGCUAGCUGCAACCAGGUGGAGGAAGACAGUCUUUCAUCCCGUGCCUCCCAGAAUAACAUCAGUGACCAGUCUACCACCGGUGUACUGAAAAGCACAGGCUCAGAAGAACAACACAGAGGAACCAGUGUAUUUUUAAAGAAAGAGCAAGAAAAUAAUUCAGCAUUUGAAGAUGACAAGUCAAAAUUACAGGAUAUCAUACCUCAACCUUUGUUAGACCAGUACUUGUCAAUGACUGACCCAGCUCGAGCCCAGACUGUUGAUACUGAAAUAGCCAAACACUGUGCAUAUAGUCUUCCUGGGGUGGCCUUAACACUGGGCAGGCAGAACUGGCACUGCCUGAAAGACACAUACGAGACACUGGCCUCAGAUGUACAGUGGAAGGUACGUCGGACGCUAGCUUUCUCCAUACAUGAACUAGCAGUUAUUCUGGGGGAUCAGCUAACAGCUGCUGAUCUGGUGCCAAUUUUCAAUGGAUUCUUGAAAGAUCUGGAUGAAGUGCGUAUUGGUGUCCUUAAACAUCUGUAUGACUUUUUGAAGUUACUUCAUGCGGACAAAAGGCGAGAGUAUCUUUACCAACUUCAAGAAUUUGUGGUGACUGAUAACAGCAGGAACUGGAGGUUUCGUUAUGAGCUGGCAGAGCAGCUGAUCCUGAUACUGGAACUCUACAGUCCCAAUGAUGUCUAUGACUACUUAAGACAUAUUGCACUAACUCUCUGCUCCGAUAAAGUUUCAGAAGUUCGGUGGAUCUCCUUCAAACUGGUUGUAGCAAUACUACAGAAGUUCUACGCAAACAAUGCAAAUGCACUGGGAUUAAAUUUCAUUAAUGAACUUGUAGUGCGGUUUCGUCACUGCUCCAAGUGGGUUGGAAGACAAGCUUUUGCCUUCAUUUGUCAGGCCGUAGUAGAAGAAGAAUGUAUGCCUGUCGACCAGUUUGUUGAACACUUGCUCCCCAGUCUUUUAAGUCUUGCUUCAGAUCCCGUGCCAAACGUAAGGGUUCUACUCGCCAAGGCUCUAAGGCAGACGUUACUGGAGAAAGCUUAUUUUAAAAGUGUUGGCAAUCCUCAUCUAGAAGCUGUAGAAGAGACCAUUCUAGCCCUGCAAUCUGACAGAGAUCAAGAUGUGUCCUUCUUUGCCACCAUAAAACUAAAGCAGGGAGUCUUCUAUAUCUUCUACUGCUGCAGUCAUCCUUUUGGCAGUUCCAGACACUCACUAGCUGCUCCAUCCUGUGCUCAACAACUUCUGCCAACUACUGCAAAAGAAUAUCUGACUUCUUUUCUCUGCAGGAUUUUAGCUGAUGCAAAAGUGGGGAGAAUAAAAUAGUCCCUGCACCCCCCGGUAAAGCCUACCCACAUGCUUUGAGUUGGGGCACAAGGCACCUAUGUAGUAAACUGGAAACACAAAUUAAAACAGCCAUAUGGUCUUUUUAUUACACAUUACACAUAUUAAACAUGUAGAUGGAGAUCUAUCUAGACUUCAACAAAGAAAACAGGAACAUAAAAUACAGGCAACUUUGGGUGCUUACCCGAGUUACUACUUUGUUUCUCUGCUGGUUGUCUUCCAAGUGAGUUUGUCAUCGUAGUGGAAAUCAAAAGUUGGGCAAGAACAAAAAUCUUUCCGUAAUCACUCUGGUGCAUUACUUUGUGGUGGUCUCUGGUAAGUUUGUGUAGGCUGUUACAUCACACAUGCAGAGUGUACUUCUGUGAUGUCAGUUUAUGCUGCCUGAAUAUUGUAAUAUGCUUAUGAUACACGGGGGGAUCUAUACUUGGAGGGGCUUUAAUGACACAAGGGGAAUGUCUAGGGGAGUGAAGAAUUACUACCAGGUCUAGACCCCUGUCCUUAUAAAGAUUCCAAGCUUUUUUGAAGAGGCAAGUCUCAAGAACUUUUACUGGUCAGGAGCCACUUCUUCACCAUGCCUUCCUUGCCCCUACAGACCUUCAGUGUCCAGCUCCAUCUAGCUGAAACUAAUGAGAUCUUUUCACUGCCUCAAUGCCAAAACGACUUGACUCUGAGGAAGCUUAAGUCCCCUUUAGAGUUGUUGGCUGGGAUCCCCCUUCAUUUCCAACGCCUUCAGUACCUGGAUGAAGCAGAUCUGCCAGAUGAGUCUACUUUUGAGGACAAUGACAUUGUCCCUGGUGGAAGGAUUACAAUGCGCAUCUGGCGACAAGAUGGCUGGGGUCAUCUUGUGGCAGCUGCUGCAAAAGGAGAUACUAUGAAGGUUGAUGCCAUUACUUCUGUGAAUGGGUGGGGUGCUGUGUGUGGAAAAGCUAAAAGCCUAUUGCUCAGGGUCUAAGUACUCUUAUAAAGCAAGACUUCGUAGAGCAAACAGUGGGGAAGUCUUUAACGGAAGAGACUUGCCAUAGAAAGGAAGUAGGUUAGUUGUACUGGCAACAGUUCACAAUGAAAAUGGUAAUUUCAAGGCGGCUGGUAAUCCAAAACCAAGGAGUCAAUCCCUAAUGCAGUCUGUUCAAUUUAGAAAUAAGACGAUUUUUUGCUCUUACUAGUAAGCAGCACAUAUGCUUGGAGUGCAAGUUCUUUUCACUGUUCUAUAAGUUUUUGUAGCACUCAUGUGAGUAUACUUUCAGAUUACUUUUCUUGUCCCUGCUUAUCCUGAUGUCCAAAAAAUUUUGCAUUUUUUAUUCAGCUGCCUGCCAUUUUACUCUUCUGAUGUCUUCUCAGCCAAAGAUACUUAAUCCCAGUGUUUUUCAUAUAGAUAGGAGAAAUAAUACAUAGUAUAUAAACAAGGCCUUUUUUUUUGUUAUCUUAAAAUAUCAUAGAAGAUUAUCUGUUCUUGGGUAUUAUGGUGAGGCUGAAUGACUUGUCUGUUGUUAUGAGAAUCAAGGGCAGAAACUCUGUUUCACAGUCCAUCCUCUUCUGGCCAUACUGACUCCAGAGUAAGAAUGAGACUCUAUGUGACAGUAUCAAAAUCAAAAGUCAGAAAACAUUCCCUGUCUCAUCUACUUUAUCUGCUGCUACCUUACGGACCUUCUUGAGUCUGUGAUCCUGUCAAGUCUGAUUAAUGAGAAACCCAUGGUGCUUUGUGGAAGAUGCAGCCUGACAUGGAAACAGUUUCUCAGGAAGAACAGCAGCGUGAGGCACCUGAAAAUUGUUCCUAAGAGGCCUCUUGGCAACACUUUAGAACUGAUGUGCUUGGGUGUAUUACCAAAAAAAGCUCCUUCUGUGAAAGAAUGCAAUACAGGACUGUUCUGAGGCAGCUUAGGUUUAUGAGUUGCCUGCUGGAAUUAAGGCCUGAUGUCUUGUCUACCUUCUAAGGAACCUGGGCUUAUGUGGCCAAUGCCCUCUGUCCUUUUUCCCAAAAGCUCAGCUAGCCCAUCUGGGAGUUACAGUGGACUUUGAGGGCACCAUGCCAUAUGCAGAGUUACUGGGACCAGAGCAGAAAAAGGAAUGGGUAGCUCACCGAGCUUUCAUAGCACUGUUUGUUGCCAGCCACAGAGGUCAUGUUGAAACUGCCAAGUUUCUCCUGAGACAUGGUGCAGAUUUGCAUUCCAAAACCCCCCUAGGAAGGACUGCCCUUCACGUCGCUGCUGUCACAAGCCAGUGCGACUGCAUCGAACUGCUCCUAAGCUAUGGGGCAAGAGCUCUUAGCCCAGACAGCGAAGGACAAACGGCAGUGAGCCUUGCCCGCCUGUGGGGCCAGAAGCAGAGUGAACGCACCAUAGUUCAUUUCCAGUGCAGGAAGAGAUCCCCGGGCGCUGUGCCACCCUCUGGCGCUGUGAAUCGGGCCUUGCAGCAAAUGUCUGGUCCCAUGUCCUAAAAUACAUACGGACUAACUUGGUUCUGGCAAAUUUCAAGGGACAGUCAGUAACUUUCCCAGAGACCCACACUUCAGAUAUAGGUCACUGGGUGGGAUUUCUAGGUUUCAGUUAUGAAAUAAGCUCAUGUGCUGGUGAUGCUGCAGCUAAGAUGACAACUAACUUGACAGCACAGCUCUCAAACACACUUUUAAUUUGUAGCUCAAGUAUUUAUAACGUUGUUUCCUAGCCAAACCGGCCAUUUAGUUAAUACGGGUUGUAGGAGAGCUCGAGCCUGUCUGCAGGUUCUUUGGAAUGCUAGCAAGGAUAAUUUCCUAAUAGUUGGCAACAGACCAGGAUGAUACAGUUUAAUGGGUAUUUCAGGGGACUGGAAAUCCCUAGAUCUUUAAUCCUGUUCUGGCCCUGGCUGGCUUUAUUGCCUCUGGCAGAUCAGUUAAGGGUUAUUUUAUAAGUAGGGCAGUUUGUCUGCCAUGGGAGAGUGCAGGCAAAGUUGAUGCACAUGUAAGUGGCUAAUUAUCAUUGCCCAGUGCUUGCUUAGUGUCUCCCAACAUUUUUAGCCUCAGGGCUUUGAAGGUUGGGGUUUCCUGAAGCCAGUGGUGGAGUGAAGGGACUUGCUUGCCCAUCUGCAUUCAAAGUUUCUUAGUAUCCCAGAUCCCUUAGAUACUUUAAAAAUAAAAAUACUACUUACAGUCUCUCUAUGAUCAGUAGAAGGAAGCUGAGCUUGUAGUCUGUUUCCUGAGGUGUUACUAAGAACUCAGUGCUCAAUGUUGAGGAGUUUCUAUUGUUUUGCUUGAAGAGACAUUUUUCCAAAGAACUUGGCACUUUCAAUUAACCACCGAAGAGGUGAUUCUCAGUGGGAGCUGAGCACUCCUGAGAACUUGGCGCACUGCCUUUUUGCUUGCAAAGCCCCAUGCAUAGGGAGACUAUGCAAAUAACUAACCUGAGUUGUUCAUGUUUCCUUGUGUCAGAGCAUUUUCUUUAACUGAUACCAGGAUUGCUACAUAAAUAUCCAGGUAAUUAGUGAAUUUUGGUCUCAAUACUUUUUGUGUUCCAGAUCAGUGCCUGGGAGUAGCUAUAUCCAGAACGUGAUAAAAAUCAUGCAGCAUUGUCUUUUAUGAAUAGGUGAAAUGAGGAUCAGAAAGAAGCUGGCUGUGAACUUUGAUACCUUUAGUUUAUAUCCCUUAAGGGAGAGAUUGUGGCUAAUGGUCUGGACUAAGAAUUGACUUGAAUGCUCCCAGCUUUGCUCUGUGCACUGAAUGAAUAGAGGCAAGUUACAUAGACCUAGUCCUGUAGGAAGGGCUGCAAAGCAGGACAUCGUAGUACCCAAGCAAAGGUGCCCUAUAUUCCAGAAAAAAACCCGUGGGAUCUGAAUAAUGUUCCCAUGUAUGUUUCUUGUCAGAUGGUCCCAGAUAGAAAUAUGGAGUGUUGCUCAGGGUGAGCACAGUAAGCGUGAUGUGGCAGGUAUCCAGGCAUGUGGCUGCCUAGUUCAGAGACAGAUAGUUUAGUCUGUCCAGGGAAUCAUUUCCCUGUGCUCACAGUUCUCAGCUUCCUGGAAGUAAGUCCCUAAGCCUAGUUUCCAUGUUAGUAAAUUUAAAAUACUAACCUGGAAUACUUUAAAAAUGCAGCUCCGUCCCCUAAGCACUUGUCUGCCUCAUUCAGGGUGGAGGGUUGGAUGGAUACCUAGUCUGAAAGCAGGGCUUUGAGCCUGCCUUGGAUCUUCCCUGCCACCAGACUAUGUGCUGUUCAUAGAACAGCGUGCGUGAACCAGGAAUGGAGGCUGAGAAAUAAAAAACCCACAGAUUCAAUCUCUAGAGCGAUCUAACAAAAAUAUCCCUUCAGCUUUUUUUGUAAACUGAAAGGGCUUUGAGUGAUUGUUUUACUUCUCUGUUGCUAUUGCUUUCUUUUCCUUCAGUUUAAAAGGUCUCAACGUAAAGGGAAAAUCCCUAGUUGUUCUUUUGAAUAGCCUGAAGUUAUACAACGGAAGUUGCAGGAGUGGGGCAAUCAUGGCAGUCGGUGGGAGCAGGGCCUCCAGAGUGGUCUGCAGGACAUGUGUGCCCUCUCCUCCCUAGGUCUGUGUUGUGUUCACCAUUCCUCUAUGAAAAAUUGCUGUUUGUGUUUGAGCCAUAUCUUCUCAGUUGCAUCCAGUUGUGAAGAUAAUCUACCCAGAGUUUCAAAAGUAGCAGCCCUGUAUUCCUUCUGAAUUGGUAUUUGUACUUAAAUUUUCUCAAAUCUAAGAUGAUAAAUACCUCUUAUCUUUCCUUAUUUUAAUCAACUAAUAAAGCAAGGUCCAGAACUUCAGGCUAUGGGAAGUACCACUUCUGUACUGUGAUUCCAGAGGACACACAGUAAUGCUUACACAUGCCGACAUCAGUCUGAACAAAUGAGCGCAGAAUUCCUUUGGUUUGAGGGCAUGCCUUCAUGGUGUCAUCUAAACAAAGUUCACUUGAACAGGUUUUACACUGAUGAUUAAUUCUAGUGACUUAUGUAGUUGUUUAAUAACUGCUUUGGAGAAUGAGAAGAUCACAAAUUUUAUCAAAGUGAUCAGUAGACAAGAUAAAAAAAAGAUGGUGCUUCUGGCAUUUUGCUGAGCAGUUGAACAUUGCAAGCAGGAUUAUACAGAGAAGUCCUUAAAAAUCCUUUAUUCUUUCUUCCUAUUGUCUGUCUAGACUGUCUAAUCUGUACCAAGCUUCUAGAAACGGAGAGAGGAUUUGUAGUUGCUUUUAGACAUUAUGCAGCAUGCUGCGUAGCUCUGGGAAAGAACAGUGAAUGUCAUAUGGAGAGAUCUGGGUGACCUCAGGACAGGAAUGCCAGGAAUGGCAGGAAAUUAUGUACUGUGUGAUUAUGUAGUUAGGGCCAAAUAGCAAGUAUUUUUUGCUGGAAGCUGGAGACUCAUCCAUUGGAAAGAACAGAACAGAAGUCACCAAUGUGUUGCAGCUGGGAAAUGGAUUGGUGCGCACCAAUCUAAAAUUGUAUUGGGACAAAUUAGAAGAGAAUUAAUGUGUGGGCAAGACAAGCUCUGGAACAGCAUGUGCUGUUUUGGUUAGGCGAGAAAGGUGAACUCAAGCUAGAAGAGACACCUAAAUUAACCAGGGGAAAGGAAGGAGUUCCUUUUCCUGAGAGAGCCAGGAGAGUAUAGCAUAGCUGAUAGAAGGGACCAUGCAAGGAUAGUGUUGCUCUUUAUCUAAGAUGAUAAAUGCCAAGGAGAUAAAUAAGCUAUUCACACUGAAGGAAACUGCUGGGAUAAUAAAACCAGAAAUCAGAAUGUUUCGCAGGUCUUGUUAGAGAGGAGUGGGGCAAAGAGAUCUAACUAAACGUGUGCCUUUAAGAAUGCUGUUGUGUGACAGGAUGGUCUGGAAAACUGUUUGGACUACGUGGCAGCCAUUGUUGAAUGCUGAUUUUAUUUGUUGUUUAAGGUUUCUAUUCCAAAGAAUAAAAAUUGGAUGUAGACAAAGCAGAUAAUGUUGCCUGUCUUAAAGUAACCAGCUAUGCUGUAGUGUGCACCAGAUAAAAACAUCAGGGGAGACAGCAGACUGAGAUGCACAGCUCAGACAGAAAUGUGACUGUUGAAGAGACUGAGGCUCUGGAUUCUUGAAAUCUAUGCUCAGCUCUGUCGCUGCUUCAUAUGUGAUCUUGGGAACUUGAUUUCUCUCUUGUAUAGUAUCAGGACUCCUUGAAAAUGUUGUUUCUCUAUUGCAUUGGUGUGCAAAAGUCUGUUUCUGGAAGGGAAGCUGUAAUAACUUUUUCAAGGAAACAAAUAGGUAAGCAAAAGAUUGGUGCAUUUUUGCAUUGCAACCAUUACUUUAUCUUCUCUAUGCUACAGCACAGGCAAAGGAUCAGUCUCCAGAAGACUUUAGCAAGGACUUGUUAAUGAACUUUGGGUUCCUCAGAAAAGAAACAGGGAGAUCAUUAUGGAGAAGAAAAGGGACUAAAACCGCCUUGAGUCUAAUUAUGCCCAGGGCAGGAGAAACAUCACAACUGUCUCCUAAUAUUAAGAAAUCCAGAACAACUCUUUUGGAAGGACUGUGGUUCCCCUGGAUGCAAAAGGCAGUAACUUAAAUAAAGAUGACAAGCACAGGAAUAAUUCAUCACACUUUCUUAUCGUUACCAGCUUACCCCCUUUCCUUGCCUGGGCAGACUCCCAGUAUUACUCACAGCCGUCAUGCUGACUGCUGUUCCCCCAGAGCCUUGAGAAAGCGAAGGCUCAGCAAGCCUGAAACAGUGACUGCUGCUAUUUAGGGAUAGUCACUGUAGCCAAGUGAGCCUUGGGUCUCUCUCAACUGUCACCUUUCAUACUUUCAAACAUCAGUGAAAUGUUCCCCAAACAUUUCCCAUUCCCUAGAAAUGUUUCACCUGAGUUACACCCCAAACUUGCUUAUAUUUACUUUGUCCCUCUGAGCUUCUCCCAUGUGGAUGCUGCAGUAGAGAAAGGCUUGGUGCUGUUGCCAAAAGUGAGAUACUAUGAGGAUGUGCAUAGUGGUGAAUGGAUGCAUCUGUAAGGAAGUAGAAGUAUAGCAGAGUCUAUGUUGCAGCAUUAAUUUUCAAGUGUCUUGCUGCUUCAUAUACCAAGGGCCCCAGCUGAAUGAAUGAUGUGUCUCCCUGUAUAUAGUGUGGAUCUCACCCACUGGACCAAGAGCUGUGCUUUGCUUUAGGCAGCAGACAAGCCUCUCCCUCUGCUCCCAGUUCAUAGUCCUGAAACUUAUUUGGUAUUAAAGUUUCUUUCAAUGAAGACAGAGAGGUAAUUUUUUUUAAAAUGUGCUAUUUAUCAGUGGAACUUCUAUACCUGCGGGGUAUCCAGACUCAGGCAACACCUGAGUAGAGUUUUCUGCUCAUAUGUUUUAUCAACACUGCUGGAAGCCUAACACCACUGUUGGUCUUGUCUUACUUGUGAAAUACAGCCUACAGCAGACCUCCCAAUGGAAACUGAAUAUUGAAACUUGAGAGCAAAGACCUGUCAUUACUUUGGCAUUGCACAAAUAACUUGUUAGCUCAGUGAAUUUUUAAAUAGAAAAAAAGAGCAAGCUGCUUGUUAUACCUGUUCCAUAUUUAUCAAUAGACAACAGUAGUGCAGAACACUGUGGCAAUCAUUACAUUCAUUUCUUAAAGUGAAUCAAAUGAAGAGAAAUUGUUAAAUGUUAGAGUACAAUAUAGCUUAUAAAACCCAACAGACAUCAGGAAACUUGUACUGAUUGGGCUCUUAGAUGUUGUUUUCCUCUUGCUUAGGAAAGAGAAUUGUAGUCAGCUUGCAAUCUUCCUGACAUUGUUCAUGAAGGAAGCAGACAAAAAGUACCAAUGAAACAGAAGGGCUGCAAUUUAGUUAAUUUUAUGCAAAACACAAUCAGCAUUCAAACUGGGAGUUACCAAGCAGAAAUGUAUUGAUAGAGAAGCCAAAAUAUUCUCUGUGCAUAAAUGGUGAAAUAUUAAAACAAAAUUUCAAAGAGACUCCUGGAACUUAUGUAACUAUAGGCCAGAGAAGAUGCAAGGGUGAAGUUUGACACUAUCAAAGUCAAGAGGAGUUCAGAGAGGCUGUGAUUUAAUGCCCGACACCCUAGGCCAUGCCUCUAUAUGGUAUGAACCAGUGCAGCUCUGGUCUAACAGACCUUCUAUCAGUGAGGA
This is a messenger RNA of Haliaeetus leucocephalus (bald eagle), 11151 nucleotides long. Its product is annotated as serine/threonine-protein phosphatase 4 regulatory subunit 1-like. The record is from RefSeq and is a predicted model, not a curated record. Lineage: Eukaryota; Metazoa; Chordata; Aves; Accipitriformes; Accipitridae. The coding region runs from base 86 to 3088 and encodes 1000 amino acids. The transcript has 25 exons. Gene Ontology annotation, biological process: protein dephosphorylation. Gene Ontology annotation, molecular function: protein phosphatase regulator activity.